UCCUGAGAAAAAUGGGCGCGCAGCAGGUAACGUCCCUCGUGUUCUUCCUGUACAUCUUCCGCCUACUUGGUCUCUCGGUCGUGGGCGCCUACGGUCCUGCGUGGGCGACGCUGCUGGUGGAAUUCCUCAACGGUCCCUGCUAUGGCCUCGGGUACACCGCCAUCGUCGUUUAUGCCGCUAAGAUCUCGCCUCCGGGAACGUCCAAUACGGUGCAGAGCGUCGUGAACAUUUGCUAUGAGAGUUUCGGCUACGCGACGGCGAGUUUGGUGGGCGGCGUCUUAUACCAGCAGUUCGGGGGUCCCAGAAUGUACCUGAUCUUCGGAAGUGUCUCAAUACUGGUUUUCUUGCUGCACGUCCUGUCGCUCCGGUUCCUGCCGCCCCCUGAGGGUAUGUCGAGAGGGUGGGUUGUGUUGCUGAAGGGAGUGGGUUGUGUUGCUGAAGGGAAGCAUGCCUUUGUGAGGAUAGGAGGCGGUGGUAUUAGGAGUGAGAGUGUGAGGAGGUUAGGAGUGAGCGGGGAGGCGGGAAGAGUAGAGUUGGUAGAGUUGAUGCGGUGGUAG
Molecule: messenger RNA, 557 nt
Organism: Penaeus vannamei (Pacific white shrimp)
Lineage: Eukaryota; Metazoa; Arthropoda; Malacostraca; Decapoda; Penaeidae
Source: RefSeq, a predicted model, not a curated record